UGUCAUGAAGGAAAAGUUCUGGUACCAACUGGCAUUCGAGGUUUUAGGAGAGUAUGGAGGGUUGAGGAAAGAAGCAACAUCUUGAGGCAGACUGGAAGAGUCAUCAGAGCAUCCAAAUUGACAAGAAAACAUCAUUUGAAAGUUCUACGUAACAACUUACUCUGAUACUAUGAUGAUGUCUGAUGAUAUUGACUGGUUACACAGUCGCAGGGGUGUGUGCAAGGUAGAUCUCUACAGCCCAACAGGAUGGCAAGAUCAGGACCGGAAAGUGAUAUGCUUUGUCGAUGUGUCCACCCUGAAUGUGGAAGAUAAAGAUUCCAAGAAUGCUGCUGAUUGCUCAGAAGGUGAAUUAAGCCUGGAGAAUCUGGAAGAAAAAGAGAUAAUCGUGAUCAAGGACACGGAGAAGCAAGACCAGUCUAAGACGGAGGGAUCUGUGUGCCUUUUCAAACAAGCUCCCUCUGAUCCCAUAAGUGUCCUCAAUUGGCUUCUCAAUGAUCUCCAAAAAUAUGCCUUGGGUUUCCAACAUGCACUGAGCCCCUCAGCCUCUAGCUGUAAACAUAAAGUCAGAGACACAGAGAGUGAAUAUCACAAAGUACCCUCUGGGAACUGCUACAGUGUCUAUGCUGACCAACUGAACAUGGAUUGUUUCUCCAACGGAUCUCAUAACCUACGUCUAGAAAUGACAGCAGCUAAAAACACCAACAAUAACCAAAGUCCUUCAACUCCUCCAGCCAAAUCUCCCAGCAGUCAGAGAGCAGUUAUUUCCUCUGAUGGAGAAUGUUCUAUGGAUGACCUCUCCUUUUAUGUCAACCGACUAUCUUCCCUGGUUAUCCAGAUGGCCCGAAAGGAAAUCAAGGAGAAAUUGGAAGGUGGAAGUAGAUGCCUCCAUCAUGCAAUCUAUCCAUCUCCUGGAGACAAAGGGAAAAAUAGCCCUCGAAGUGCUGUGAGCAAGAUUGCUUCUGAAAUGGCCAAUGAAGCUGUGGAAGUGACCUCUGCAGAAAUGCAUGGCUCUGGGGAGGAGUGCAAGGAAGGUGGCCAGAAAACCUUUCUGUAUAGUGAAUUAUCCAGCAAGAACAAGAGUGGAGACAAGCAGAUGUGCCAAAGAGACAGCAAAGAAUUUGCAGAUUCUAUCAGCAAGGGGCUCAUGGUGUAUGCAAACCAGGUGGCAUCUGACAUGAUGGUUUCUGUCAUGAAAACUUUGAAAGUGCACAGCUCUGGGAAGCCAAUUCCAGCCUGUGUAGUCCUGAAAAGGGUGUUACUAAAGCACACCAAAGAAAUCGUCUCUGAUUUGAUUGAUUCCUGCAUGAAGAACCUGCAUAAUAUUACUGGGGUCCUGAUGACUGACUCAGACUUUGUCUCAGCUGUCAAGAGAAAUCUGUUCAACCAUGGGAAACAAAAUGCCGCAGACAUCAUGGAGGCCAUGCUGAAGCGCCUGGUCAGUGCCCUUCUUGGUGAGAAAAAGGAAAGUAAAUCCCACAGUCUGUCAUAUGCGUCUUUGAAAGCUGGGUCCCAUGAUCCCAAGUGCAAGAACCAGAAUCUUGAGUUCUCAGCCAUGAAAGCUGAAAUGAAAGGGAAGGAUAAGGGUAAAAUAAAAUCAGACCAGUGCAUGUCACUGACUAGUGCUGAGAGAGUCAGCGAACACAUCCUCAAGGAGAGCCUAACCAUGUGGAACCAAAAGCAGGGAAACCAAUGCAAGAUGCCUACCAAAGUAUGCGCCAAUAGAGAUGAGAAAAGAGAAAAAAUCAGCCCUUCCACAGAUUCACUGGCCAAAGACUUGAUUGUCUCUGCCCUCAUGCUGAUUCAGUACCAUCUGACCCAGCAGGCCAAGGGCAAAGACGCAUUUGAAGAAGAAUGUCCUGGUUCCACCAUGGGCUAUAUGGCUCAGAGUGCCCAAUAUGAUAAGUGUGGAAGCGGCCACAGUGCCAAAGCACUCUCAAUGAAACAUCUAGAAUCUCGUGGAGCUCCUGGUCCAUCCACCUCUCUGAAGGAGCACCAACAGCUGGACUCCCAGAAGCUGGAUAUGUCAAACAUCGUUCUAACGCUGAUUCAGAAACUGCUUAAUGAGAGCACCUUCAACUGUGAUGAUCUAUCCGAAGGUGAGAACAAGCGUUCUGAACCCAGGGCAAGCAAAGCCACUUCCAUAUCCAAAAGGUCUGACAGAGGGGAAGAACAAUGCCAGGACAAUCAAGACCAUGACUUCAUCAGUGGGAUGAAGCAAGUGAAUCGGCAAUUUAUAGAUCAACUGGUAGAAUCUGUGAUGAAGCUGUGCCUUAUCAUGGCUAAGUAUAGCAACAACGGGGCAGCCCUUGCUGAGUUGGAAGAACAAGCAGCCUUGGCAAACAAUGCCAACUUUCGUGGUCCCAGAUGCAAUCAGGAUGCUGCAAUGCCACGCAACUAUCAUGACUCUCCUGGGCCUGAAGUCAUCGUUAAUAAUCAGUGCUCUACAAGCAGCUUGCAGAAGCAGCUCCAGGCUGUCUUGCAGUGGAUCGCAGCCUCCCAGUUUAACGUGCCCAUGCUCUACUUCAUGGGAGAUGACGAUGGACAACUGGAGAAGCUUCCUGAGGUUUCAGCCAAGGCCGCAGAAAAGGGGUACAGUGUAGGAGAUCUUCUUCAAGAGGUCAUGAGGUUUGCCAAAGAACGACAACUGGAUGAAGCCGUGGGAAACAUGGCUAGAAAACAACUGCUAGACUGGCUGCUCACUAACCUGUGAGCUAACAGCUUCUUCAACUCCUCUCCAUCUUACUUCCCCAGCAGCAUUCCAUCCCAGCUAGAGCAUCCCUACCAUCAGGCCAGUCAACUGCACAAUACAUGAUUGUAUUUCCUGAUACAUCUGAGAGGUUGCACUGUGUAAACACAGGAUGUCCAACAAGCUGGGCAAGAACAU
Molecule: messenger RNA, 2884 nt
Organism: Carlito syrichta (Philippine tarsier)
Lineage: Eukaryota; Metazoa; Chordata; Mammalia; Primates; Tarsiidae
Gene: AKAP4
Product: A-kinase anchoring protein 4
Exons: 6
Coding region: 170-2710 (846 amino acids)
Biological process (GO): intracellular protein localization
Cellular component (GO): cytoplasm; sperm principal piece; sperm fibrous sheath
Molecular function (GO): protein kinase A binding
Source: RefSeq, a predicted model, not a curated record